UUUUUAUGCAAGUAAUUGUGUUACUGUUAAGUGUUAGUAAUUAGUAAAUAAGUUUAUAUACUCACUCUGAAGUAUCAUCUUCUUAAUUGUUUUAUUCUUAUGUUUAUUAUAGGCCCAGUCUAGUGUAUCUCACAGUACCCAUUAAAAAAUAGAAACCUAUUUUAUAACGAAAGUGCAAAUAAAUGGAUUCCAAAGAUGAGUCGAUGUGAUUUCAAAAUAGUAUUACUAGGCAGCGAACACGUAGGAAAAACAAGUUUAGUUCUAAGAUUUGUAAAUUGUAGGUUUAGCGACGCAACACCGUACCAAAACACAAUUGGAGCAGCAUUCUGUGCCAAAACUCUGUGUGCUAAUGGAAAAAAUUUCAACAUUGGAAUCUGGGAUACUGCGGGUAGUGAACGUUAUGAAGCUAUGACCCGUAUGUACUACAGAGGAGCACACGCAGCAAUUAUAUGCUAUGAACCAUCCUCGCUGGAAUCCUGGAAACGGCUGAGGCAUUGGCUUCAGGAGUUAAGAAUUGUAGAAGAGGAUUGUAAGGUGUACCUGUGUGGCACCAAAAAGGAUCUCUUGGACAGUGAGGCCUUGGAGCGCGAAGUUGAUGAAGAUGUGGUGGCCACUUACUCACAAGGUCUGUUCGGCCAUUUCCUGACUUCCAGCAAGACGGGCGAGAACGUGGACGAGCUCUUUCAGAAGAUAGUCGAAGACUGCGCGGCGGAUGUUCAGAUGAUGAAGAAUGUAGAAGAGAAUAGAGUGCAACUGCAGAUGGAGAGUGAGAAGGAAAAGGAAAAGUAUUGUUACUGCUGAUGAAUGGAUGAAUUAUUUAUUUUAUAUAUUCUAUUUUGUUUAAUUUUCGCGAGUGUUACACAUUUAAAGGGUUAAAACUUUAAAAUUUUGCCAAUAACCAUCUCCGAAGCAACAAACAGCGCUAAACUUCAUAAUGACAACUAUGACAAAUUUGUAUUUCGCCUCCUGUCCACCACAGUCCCCUGAUAACUCUUCAAAUGUCCAAAACAUUGGGUUUAAUAAAAUAAUAAUAUAAACUUAGAUUAAGGAUUGGUCUCCGCUGCGCUCCAACUAGAUACCGCAGGCGUAGUCGCAAAGUGCGGCAACUAAUACCAACCCAAAUGGGCGUACUCGAGCCAGUCCCGAACAAUGUGUGACGUUGACGUGCCACAUGUUCUGUUAAACUUUGCUAAUAAUUGAAACUAAAAUGCCGGGUAAUGUGUAAACAUUACUGUGUUUCGAUCUGAAGGGCGCCGUAGCUAGUGAAAUUAAUGGGCAAAUGCGCAUUUGUAGUGCCGCUCAGAAUUUUUGGGUUUUUCAGGAAUCCUGAGCGGCACUGCAUUGUAAUGGGCACGGCGUAUCAGUUACCAUCCAAUGAAAGUCCUGCUCGUCUCGUCCCUUAUUUUCAUAAAAAAAAACACGAAGCGUAUGUUACAAAAUUUGAAAGAUGUCAUUGAGUGUCAAGAUGCCACGCACACUAGCAUCUAAUAGUUGCCGUAAUAAAACACUGUUGUUCUUAUGUAGUGUGGUAUCUAGUUGGAGCGCAGCGGAGACCAAUCCUUAAUCUAAGAUUGGAAUACUUUGAAACCAUAUCUCUCUGAGUUUGGUUCUGUGAUUUAGGAUUGUUAUGAUUUUUUAUACGCGUUCUACUAGCAUCGACUGGAUGUAUCUGUUUAUGGAUAAGUAACCAAAGAAUAUGUAAUAGUGUAGGAGUUUUGAACAAGACUUUAUUCCACUUGAAGAUGUCCAAAGUACUUUAUAAUUUAUUAUAUUCGUUUCUUGUUGGUGGUAAAAUCUUUGACAUUCUUAAGUGUCAUUUUGACCUAAUUGAAUAAAUGAUUUUUCUUUUAUUUAAUUAAAUUAUUUAUUUAAUGAAAUAUAUUAUUUUCAAAACUUUAUCCUUGUAUCUUUUAAAGAUUAACAGGAUAAUGCAAAAUAUCCUUACACAGACAAUAUAUAAUCACAACAUUGAAUUUUAACUACAAUAAUUAUAAAUUGAAUAAAAAAAAAAACUAAAAAACCGCUUUUAUAAACAGAAAAUCAUUUUAAAUAUGUUUAAUUUGAAAGAUAUAUUAUAAGUUAGGCGUGUUUUUUAGUUUUUAUUUUAGCAUUAAUCUUUUUUCAACUUUCCCAGUGCCUAUUAAGUAUAAUAUUUUACAGGGCGUCCCAAAGUUAUGGGACAUGAAGGGAAAGUACCUUAAAUAACGUAGAUAGGGUAUUUUACUGAAAGAAGACUUUAUGUUAUUUUUAAAAGUUAGUAAUUCUGCAUUCAAAGAUUUUCUAAAAAUAAAUGCCUCAAAUAAUCAAUUAUCUAUGGAAUGAUAAUAUCGCAUACUUUUCGAACUUCGUUGUCGGCAGUAAAUAAAUUUCUUGAAAUUUCACUCUAACAUUUUACGUUGUUCCUUUCUUAUAAAAUACUAUGUUACUUAAGAAGAGUUAUUAGUUUUUGGCCAUUCUUUCGAUUGGCAUCAUAACAGUAAGGAUGUUUUUAUUUUUUACAUUUAAGUCGGUUCGAUUCCCAGACGAAGCAAGUAAUUUUUAAAAAAUCUUUGAAUGCAGAAUUACUAACUUUUAAAAAUAACAUAAAGUCUUCUUUCAGUUAAAUACCCUAUCUACGAUAUUUAAGGUACUUUCCCUUCAUGUCCCAUAACUUUGGGACAUCCCGUAUACUUUUUGCUUUUGUAUUUAAACUAAUUCCAGUGAUAGUUAUUGCUAAGUAAGCUUUGUAUUUAAUGUGAUAUACGAACAAAAUAUUAAAUAAAUAUUUGCAAAUUGUAA
Leptidea sinapis is the source of this 2778-nucleotide messenger RNA. RefSeq names its product ras-related protein Rab-24-like. The record is from RefSeq and is a predicted model, not a curated record. Lineage: Eukaryota; Metazoa; Arthropoda; Insecta; Lepidoptera; Pieridae. Gene Ontology annotation, molecular function: GTP binding; GTPase activity. Bases 196 to 801 code for a protein of 201 amino acids. The transcript is spliced from 5 exons.